CCUCCUCCCCGGCCGCCGCCGCCGCCGCCGCCGCCGCUCUGUGUUUGUGUAUGUGGAAUGCGGGUCAAGCGGAACUCGAGGCUAAAACUGCGCUUCACAUCAAACUCAAACACCGGCUCGCAUCGGCCUGUCGGGCUCUCGUCCGUACGCCGGAGCUCCGCAGACAGACGACGAUGAAGAGAAGCAGGCACCCCAGCAGCAGCGAUGACUCCGACAAUGGAAGUAAUUCGACCUGCUGGUCCCAACAUUCGUCACAGCCGAGGAGAGGGACCGGGCAGAAACCCUCCGAGGUUUUCAGGACGGACCUGAUCACCGCCAUGAAGGUGCACGACUCGUACCAGCUGAACCCCGAGGACUACUACAUCCUCGCCGACCCGUGGAGACAGGAGUGGGAGAAGGGCGUCCAGGUCCCCGUCAGCCCCCAGUCCAUCCCACAGCCUGUCGCCAGAGUGCUGGCAGAGAAGGGAAAGGAGGUCAUGUUCGUCAGGCCAAAGAAGUUGAUCCGGACGUCGGGCACCGAGGCGUUGGGCUACGUGGACAUCCGGACGCUGGCGGAGGGGAUGUGCCGCUACGACCUGAACGAGGAAGACGUGGUCUGGCUGCACAUCGUCAACGCGGAGUUUGCAGAGAUGGCCAUGCCGCCGUUGGACGAGAUCACCAUGGAGCGGGCGAUGGAGGAGUUUGAACACUGCUGCCACGAAAACAUGACGCACGCCAUGGAGACGGAGGAGGGGCUCGGCAUCGAAUACGACGAGGACGUGGUGUGUGACGUCUGCCAGUCGCCCGACGGGGAGGACAACAACGAGAUGGUGUUCUGCGACAAGUGCAACAUCUGCGUUCACCAGGCGUGUUACGGCAUCCAGAAAGUGCCAAAGGGCAGCUGGCUGUGCCGGAUCUGCGCCCUCGGCAUUCUGCCAAAGUGCCAGUUGUGUCCCAAGAAGGGCGGAGCCAUGAAGCCGACCCGAAGUGGAACCAAGUGGGUCCACGUCAGCUGUGCCUUGUGGAUUCCAGAGGUGAGCAUUGGGAAUCCAGAGAAGAUGGAGCCAAUCACCAACGUGUCCCAAAUUCCCAGCAACAGAUGGGCUCUGAUCUGCUGCAUGUGCAAAGAGAAGACCGGAGCAUGUAUACAGUGCUCAGCGAAAAACUGCCGGACUGCCUUCCACGUGACAUGCGGCCUCCACGCCAGCCUUGAAAUGAACACCAUCCUCACAGAGGACGAUGAGGUCAAGUUCAAGUCCUACUGCCCCAAACACUCGGGGCUCGAGGGCGCCGAGUCCAGGGAGCGAGACUCGGGAGGCGAGGAGGAGAGGGAGAGCACCAGAGACAAGAAGGGCAAGAGGAGAGGCAGGGUGAGAGUGGAGGAGGACGCCGCCUCGUCCUCCUCGUCUUCCUAUGUGGCUCCUCAGCUCAUCAACAGAGCACCCAGCGAUCUAGAGGGGUUCAGCAGCCGCCAGCAGGAGAAGAGAGUCAACCUCCGCAAGCUGAAGCUGGAGGCAAUGGAGGAAGACUUCUACCAGUUUGUGGAGGUGGAGGAGGUGGCCAGUCACCUGAAGCUGGCGCCGGAGGUGGUGGACUUCCUCUACCAGUACUGGAAACUGAAACGCAAAGCCAACUUCAACCAGCCGCUCCUCACGCCCAAGAAGGACGAGGAGGAGAGCCUGGCACGCCGCGAGCAGGAGGUGCUGCUGCGACGCCUGCAGCUCUUCACGCACCUCCGGCAGGACCUGGAGAGGGUUCGUAACCUGACCUACAUGGUGACCCGGAGGGAGAAGAUGAAGCGCUCGCUGUGGAGAGUCCAGGAACAGAUCUUCCAGCACCAGGUUCGCCUGCUCGACCACGAGCUGCUCACAGGUGAUCCUUCAGAGAAGGAUUUGGAGAAGCUCUUCUCUCUGGACUGGUUAUCCUCUCAGGGCUCCCAGUCUCGCUCCUCUUGGAGCAGCUCUGGACUGAAAACCAAACGGGGGUCUUCAAAGCAGGAAAAAAGGAAAAGCGGCGACAGAAAAGGCCUCUCUGACGCCCCGCACACUCAGAAGGACAAUCUGAGCAAACCACUGGAGACAAAGGAUAGUAAAGGCUCCCGAAUCAGAGAGUCUGCACCUGCUGAGGCCACAAGCGACGCCAAAAUCCCAAACUCCCAAAUCAUCCAGGAGACUCCGUUCCCAAAGCUUCAGAAGCCGGAAGUGGUUCAGGAAACGCUCACCGUCAAAGUGCAGAAAGCCGAGAGCAGGAAAGGCCCGAGGAGGGACGCAGAACACGAGGCGCUGGCCAGACGGAAACGAGACGACAGCGAACAAGAGGAGAGGAAGAGGAAGAAGAGGGGCAACGGGAUGGAAAGUUUCCCGAGCCAGGGAAAGAACCGGUUCGGCUCAAAACAUCUGGAGAAAACCGUUUCCAUCAGGCUGGUAGACAUCAGGAGCUCAGACACCGACGACUACCUACUGGACGAAGGAAUGACCAAAAGAAGCCCCGUCUCUCUGGAUGUGACGACCAACACUAAACCCAACAGAGCCGGCGCGGUCCCGGACGCCGCCGCCGCCGCCAGAGCCAACGGCUGGCUGAGGAGAGCCCACGCAAACAGCUCACACGCGUCCAACAGAACCACGGCCGGACACCUGAAAGGCUGGGGGAAGUUCAGGAUCCCGAAGAGGAGCGAGAGGCCUCUGACGAUGAAGGAGGAGGUGGAGGAGGAGCCGGAGGAGGAGGAGGAGGUGGAGCACCGCAAGCCGCUGCUGAGGCCGCUGACCAACACGCCAGAGCCGCAGUACCCCAGGACCAGACUCCGCACGGGGACGGAGAACGACGGCUACGCGUCCGACUCCAAACCGGGCGACGGCGAGAUGGAGCCCUGCUUGAAACGAUGCCACUCCCACCAGCUGAGGGGGGACUCGUCUCUCGGUCGGCGCUACGGGUCUGACAUCAUCCGCCGAGGCGUGCUGGCCUCCUGAUGGCGGAGCAACACUUGUUGAAAAAUAAGCUGCACUGUGUUGGUUGGAAAAAGAACGACGGUCGCUCUUUGUACCUUUAUUUUUGUGGAUGAAUCGUAAAAAAAAAUAAGAAAAAAAAAUAUGCCUAGAUUAAAAACAGAGCUGAUAUUUAUUUUUUAUUUGUAUCAUAUGUAAAUCUGGGAAAUAUUUUACUUUUUUGUUUGUUUUUUUUUGGAGCUAGUUUUUAUUAAUUUUUUUUUUUUCUCCUUAAAAGUAGAAAAAAAUGUCAAGUUGCCACUUAAACGCUCGCUCAGAUAUUUACAAGCAAAAAGCACCAACUUGUUGUGAGUUGUGAUUGUUGCUUGGGACCAUAAGCUUGCAAUGUCAUUUUUUAUUUUUAUUUUUUUAAAUAGUAUUAAACUCAGUUUGCACUUAGUCGAACAAGCCGGCGCAGAUAAUGUUCAUCCCGUCGGCUGGGAUAGGACUGUAGGUCUUUUUAUUUUCUAUUUUCUAUCAAGCUUCAUCAGAUGUUAAAUGGCUACAAACAGGAAGUUAAACUGCCCUUUUAGCCCUUCGCUAUUUAAACUCCAGCUGUCAUCACUUCUUUCAGUCUGCGAUUGUUGGACAUUUAUGAACUGGGAAUCUACAAACAAACAAACAAACAAACAAACAAAAGGAAUUCCGAAUGACGUUUUACUUGUCAUCAGCACUUAAGUGUAAUUGAACUGCGAUCGUAUCGUAUCCAUCAUGUGCCUAACUUUUAUUUGAAGCGUUUGCACUACGAGAGGACGGCACAGGUGUGAGGUAUGAGUAGAGUUAUUUUUACACUGAAAAAUGGAAAAAAAAGCGUUUUAUACCCUCGGCCGCUGCUGUACUACUGUUAUGCAAAAUGAAACUUGUUUUUGUCUUUUGUCUUAAAGAGGAAUAAAACACUCUGAAGGACUCGA
Messenger RNA from Dicentrarchus labrax (European seabass), 3871 nucleotides. RefSeq names its product jade family PHD finger 1 (gene jade1). Bases 51 to 2945 code for a protein of 964 amino acids. The record is from RefSeq and is a predicted model, not a curated record. Gene Ontology annotation, biological process: regulation of transcription by RNA polymerase II. The transcript has 11 exons. NCBI's taxonomy places the organism in Eukaryota, Metazoa, Chordata, Actinopteri, Moronidae. Gene Ontology annotation, cellular component: histone acetyltransferase complex.